Molecule: messenger RNA, 1509 nt
Organism: Endocarpon pusillum Z07020
Lineage: Eukaryota; Fungi; Ascomycota; Eurotiomycetes; Verrucariales; Verrucariaceae
Exons: 3
Coding region: 1-1509 (502 amino acids)
Molecular function (GO): protein binding
Source: RefSeq, a predicted model, not a curated record
AUGGAAAGCAAUCACGUCCGAUACGAUGGUGGCGAUGUCCUUAUCAAGCCGUCAUGGAAGUCCUCAAACUUCUUCCUUGUUCACCGGAACGUCCUUUCUGACAGGUCGCCGUUUUUCCGAGCAAUGCUUGCGGAUCGGUGGAGCAAGCCCAGCGUCGUAGGUCUUGACGAAAGAGCAACUUCGCUAUGGACCUUGUAUAUCUCUCCUGACACCGGAGAUCCAGAGAAUUCGACAUUCGUAUUAACUUCUAAGGUUCCUGUAGAGCCUGAGCCUGCAGCUGCGCAAAGCAACGUCCGAUGGUGGCUAUACGAUCGGCUUUACACAGGUCUUCUCAGCGACUAUUCUGGUCGAGAUGGGUAUGGAGCUGAUCGCAAUGAGGAGUGCUCAUGCUCAAGCGGGUUGCAUAGACUAUGCUACGCUUGCGCAGACACAUUGGCUCGAGAACGCGUAGUCGAAGUCCACAGGUGCAUCUUCAACCUUAUCUAUGGCAAGCCAUUCAGGUUCUCAGAGGCCAUGGAACCGGAUCGAAAGAUCCUUUUCCUUGCGGAGUUGAUACAUCUUGCACAUCUCUACAGCAUUCUAGACAUUGCUUCCCACAAAAUCGAAAGAGCCUUUCUGGAAAUCGAAGGUCUGGAGAGGCACUACCACAAUUGUCCGCUGUUUUUCCUCGAGGUCGGUUAUUAUUUGCAAUCCGAGGUCAUGUUCGUGAAGGCCAUGGAAUACAUCGUGGGCAAGGGGCUGCUAAGAGAUACCACACUUCCUGAUCAUGUCUUGGAGCUUGAAGUGGACAUUCGACAAGGCUUCUCGCGGUAUAUGGGCGGUUGUGUACAGUCAAUAUCGCGAGUGCUAGCAUUCAGAGAAGAUAAAGAGACGACUUAUGAGAAGCCAUAUCGAUCAUUGACAAAGCCCCAGUUAAAGGUGCGCGAAAUUGCCAAGACAACACUCAUGAACUGGAUAACACGAAACAUUCUCCAGAUCCUUGAAUUGGGGGAGCACCUGGAAUUGCCAGCUUGGAAUUGGCACAAAUUUUUGACUGCGGUGGGGGAACAGGAUGCCAGACAUCUUCAUGGAGUGGGCGUUGGGCGACUUGCUAGCAGAUACGCGAUCAAACCGACUGUUCUCGACGCGGCCCUCAAGCAGCAACUCGAGCGCCUAAGUACUACAGUCUACCUUCAGGGACUACAUGAAUCGAGCUCUCGGGAUCCAGAGUACGACAUGUUUCCUUGUGCCCACGAUAACUGGUACGUGGGUGCUUUGGUCCUACCGUGGGAGGUGAAGACAAGGGCUGUUGACCACAAGCUGGGCGUGGCAGGAAGGUCUCCAGGACAUGAUGCAUCGGCUGAGUAUGUUCCAUCCGAAGCUGACUUCUGGGGUGGGGGCAAGGAGCCGAAGGAGGAGGAGGCGGUGAUUCUCAGAGAUAUCGAUGAGUACGCAACUCAACCUGCCUCCGAAAGCUACCUCGCAUCCCUUGGCUUGACAGAGGACUCUGGAAAACUUGCACACGAGUAA